UCCUUGAAUACAUAAUUAAAUUCUAAUUAUAAAAGUAAAUAGUAAUAUGUAAAUUCCUCAAUUAAUAUAGUGACACUCAACUUCAGUUAUGAAAACAUAUUCGGUAGCUACAAUGUUGAACUCCUGAGCCUUCAUGUUUAACUUAAUUAUCUAUUAAAGGUUACUUUAUUUUGUUCUUUAGAGAUUUGGACAGCCACCCCAAAAUGCCCAACCAUCUACUCAGUUAUCACUUGCAGAAAGGGAGAAAGUUUAUAACUGGAUUCUUGAGCUGUCCAGUAUGAAAACAAGAGAACAUGCACUUGUAGAGCUGAGCAAGAAGAGAGAAGUUGUAUCAGAUCUUGCACCUAUGCUGUGGCACUCUUUUGGUACCAUUGCUGCAUUGCUGCAAGAAAUUGUAAACAUAUAUCCGAUGAUUAAUCCACCAAACCUAAAUGCACAUCAAUCAAACCGGGUUUGCAAUGCACUUGCGCUACUGCAAUGUGUUGCGUCACAUCCCGAGACAAGAUCACCAUUUCUCCAAGCUCAGAUUCCGCUCUUCCUAUACCCAUUUCUACACACAGUAAGCAAGACACGAUCAUUUGAAUAUUUGCGACUUACAAGUCUUGGUGUUGUAGGUGCUCUAGUAAAGACUGAUGACCCAGAGGUGAUUACCUUUCUUCUAUCAACCGAAAUAAUCCCGCUCUGUUUAAGAAUAAUGGAAUCUGGUAGUGAAUUGUCUAAAACCGUUGCAACGUUUAUUCUGCAAAAGAUUCUACUCGAUGAAACGGGUUUAGGAUACAUCUGUCAAACAUAUGAAAGAUUUUCCCAUGUUGCAAUGAUUUUGGGUAAAAUGGUAUUGGCUCUGGUGAAAGAGCCGUCUCCAAGGCUACUUAAACAUGUCGUCAGAUGCUACUUACGAUUGUCAGACAAUGCGAGGGCAAGAGAAGCACUGCGUCAGUGUCUUCCAGAUCAACUAAAAGACAACACUUUCGCACUGUGCUUGAAAGAUGACCACUCGACCAAGAGAUGGAUGGCUCAGUUAAUGAAAAACCUUCAGGAAACCCCAACAACAAUGACUGACCCACGGGGGAUUCCAAUGCCCCCUUAAAAGAUGGAACACUAAGGCAUUGAUUUUGCUGGAGUUUCUUCGAAAUGUAAACAACAUCAUCUUCAGAUAUGGCUUGAACACAAGGAAGAAUGCAGAAUUUGCUUUUAAAGCUGGUGGAGAUCUGAAAUAUAAGCUUGUUAAUUUUUAGCCCGAAGGAUUGUUAAAAUUUUUUAGAUUUUACAAGUGACAAUGUCAUGUGGAAUCUUCUUUUAAGGAUAAACACAACAUUAGUAUUUUACUUCUUUGACUUCCCUGCUACAAAGUCACUCAAGAACAAGCGAGCUUUCGACUGGAUUUUUGAGUUCGUUUUCUUGUUGUUUUAUGAAAAAUGUUUAGGAUCCCUGAAAUAUAUUACAUUCGCUGACAAAAUAAUUUAAAGUUCCUGUGAUCUAUAUGCUAUUUAGCCAGGCCGUUUUGGACUGCCAUAUAUCAGGCAGUAUGCGAAUUAGUUUAGGAACUACUUUUUUCGGAAGAUGUCAUUUAGACAAAGAGACAAAGACUUAUGUUUAUUAUAAUGAGCAUGAAUUAUAUCGUAAGGGUAUUUUCUGAACCAUUGUAUUUUAACAGCUUUUGCAACUAUUCAAGGCAAAUACACGUUAUUCUAUUUGAUACUUUUGCUAUUUACAUAAUUAUUAUAUAUUAUAUAUAAUUAGAAGGACUGUUAAAAAAGAUCUUCUUGCCCUUGCUCUUCUGUUCCAGGUAGCCACUUCCUAGCCAUUUUACUUUUUUUUUAAAAUUCCUCUUGUAUUAAUUCGUUCUUUGUUCUUUGAGAAAGUACGAUUUCGAUAAUCUGUGCUAGGAAUAUUAUUAAAUUUGUCUAUUACUCGAUUUUGUUAACUUUA
Messenger RNA from Rhopilema esculentum, 1929 nucleotides. NCBI's taxonomy places the organism in Eukaryota, Metazoa, Cnidaria, Scyphozoa, Rhizostomeae, Rhizostomatidae. The record is from RefSeq and is a predicted model, not a curated record.